UCGGUGUGCGCCUCCGGCCCUUUCAUUCCGGGGGCGGAACGGCGGGGGCGGAACGGCGGGGCCGGGCGGAGCGCUGAGGCGGAGGGACGGCGAGGGAGCGGGCGCCAUGGCGGGGCCGCUGCUGCAGGCCUGCGGGCUGGGGGCGGCCCUGCGGAGCCGCGCCGCUCUCCGCCCGCUGGGGCUGCUGGCCCCGCCGAGCCGGGGGGUGGCGGGGCCGGGGCCGGGGUCGGGAGAGGCGGCUCUGGAGGAGAACCCCUUCUACGAGAAGUACCGACACAAGAUCCGGGAGCUGCGGAGAUCCAGUCCAGAUGUGUUUGAGUCCCGCAUGGAAAAAAGAAAUGAAGCGAAAAAGCAGCCUGUGGGAUAUUCUAGUCAAGGAGAGUUUAUCAGAUGCAUGGAGGAAAAGGCAGAAGGCUUGGGCACAAAGACAUCAAAGGGCGGAUUCACAAAAGAUAAGACACUUGAUUCAAUUCUUAAUGUUGAGAUGGUGAAGGAAAAAUCAGCAGAGGAGAUAAAACAGAUUUGGAAUCAGUAUUUUUCUGCAAAAGAUACAGUUUAUGCUGUUAUUCCUGCAGAAAAGUUUGAUUUAAUAUGGAAGAGAGCCCAGAAAUGUCCAUCGUUUCUGUAUGCUUUGCCAAGAAAAGAAGGCUAUGAGUUCUUUGUGGGGCAGUGGUCAGGAACAGAAUUGCACUUCACUUCCCUAAUAAACAUUCAGACCCAAGGUGAAACUGCUCCUAGCCAGUUGGUCUUGUACCAUUAUCCUGAGCUGCAGAAGGAAAAAGGGAUAGUACUAAUGACAGCAGAAAUGGACUCCAAGUUCUUGGUGGUCCAUGAAGCACAGUGCCUGGCGAAUCAAGUGCAGCUUUUCUAUGCAACAGAUCGUUCUGAGACCUACGAAUUAGUGGAGACCUUCAACCACAGAUCUAGUGAAUUUAAAUAUAUGUCAGUUAUAGCAGAGCUUGAGCAAAGCGGACUUGGAAGAGAACUGAGACCUGGUCAGGUUUCUGACAAGUCAUAGAGCCCGACCUGCGGGUGAAGCGAGCCAGCAGUGGGCAGGGGCGUUCCUAGAUGGGGUGGUCCUGUCUCUUUUUGUUUUACAAAUUUGGUUUGGCUACAGAAAGGAUCUGGAGACAUCCUGGGAGUGUGAUAGUCAAGCCUGUCUGGCACUGAUGCAAGAUGAGGACUUGGGCCAUUUGAAUGACAAUAACUAAUUGCCAAAAUGGAGCCCUGUACUUCAGCAUAACUUCAUCAGAACAAGCCAUUUUCCCGUCCUGUAACUUACUGCUGCAUGCUGUAUUUUGAAAUCUGAAAUAAAGUGAUAGAGUGGGAGCUAUGUAAUGGACAAUAUUGACAUCAGGAGAGAGAGCAACCAAUGUUUCUUCUCAGUACAUGCAUUUUAAAUGCCCUCUGCCAUUAUAAUUGCAUGGUCCAGUGCUUUUUAAUCUGUGUGGAAUUUAUACGGGCUUGUCCAUCAGAAAAAAGAAUAGGACCGAUGGUCUAAAACAGACUCCUCUUUGUUACUUUGUGUGUGAGGCUCCCUACACAGAUGUAUACUGUGGCCUGUGUUUUUCUCAGGAUUAAAAAAAUAGAGUGACUAGA
Harpia harpyja (harpy eagle) is the source of this 1599-nucleotide messenger RNA. It is a transcript of the gene ATPAF1, whose product is annotated as ATP synthase mitochondrial F1 complex assembly factor 1. Gene Ontology annotation, biological process: mitochondrial proton-transporting ATP synthase complex assembly. NCBI's taxonomy places the organism in Eukaryota, Metazoa, Chordata, Aves, Accipitriformes, Accipitridae. The transcript has 9 exons. The record is from RefSeq and is a predicted model, not a curated record. Gene Ontology annotation, cellular component: mitochondrion. Bases 107 to 1018 code for a protein of 303 amino acids.